Messenger RNA from Condylura cristata (star-nosed mole), 2083 nucleotides. RefSeq names its product tyrosyl-DNA phosphodiesterase 1 (gene TDP1). The record is from RefSeq and is a predicted model, not a curated record. The transcript is spliced from 15 exons. The coding region runs from base 6 to 1835 and encodes 609 amino acids. Gene Ontology annotation, molecular function: double-stranded DNA binding; single-stranded DNA binding; 3'-tyrosyl-DNA phosphodiesterase activity. Lineage: Eukaryota; Metazoa; Chordata; Mammalia; Eulipotyphla; Talpidae. Gene Ontology annotation, cellular component: nucleus. Gene Ontology annotation, biological process: double-strand break repair; single strand break repair.
GCACAAUGUCUCAGGAAGGCAGUUACGGGAAGUGGACGAUAUCCAGUAGUGAUGAAAGCGAGGAGGAAAAACCAGCACCGGACAAGCCGUCCAGCUCCCUUCUUGCCCACUCCAGGCAGGGUGCCCCCAAGGAGCCCAGCUACACGUGCUCUGAGGCCCGGAGAGCUGCCCACCGGCGGAAGCUGUCCCCCGUGAAGUUCAGCCAUGCGGAGUCCAUUGCAGAAGCGUCACCUCCUAAAAAGCAGAAAAGUGGCCCCCAGGAAGGCCUUGGCUGGUGCCUGUCCAGCAGUGACGACGAGCUGCAGCCCGACGGGCCACAGAAGAAGGCCGGGCGGCCUGAAACGGAGGAGCAAGGCCCCACUGCUCCCAAAGACGGUGCCCAGACAGCAGCUCUCAGCGCCCCCGCCAGGCAGGGGCUCCCAGAGGGGCAGGAGGAUGAGUAUGAGACGUCGGCUGAAGGCCAAGACAUGUGGGACAUGCUGCAGAAAGGGAACCCCUUCCGAUUCUACCUCACCAGGGUCUCGGGGGUCAAGCCGAAAUACAACUCUGGGGCCCUGCACAUCAAGGAUAUUUUAUCUCCUCUAUUUGGGACACUUGUGUCAUCAGCUCAGUUUAACUACUGCUUCGAUGUGGACUGGCUGAUAAAGCAGUACCCGCCGGAGUUCAGGAAGAAGCCGGUCCUGCUGGUGCACGGCGACAAGCGAGAAGCUAAGGCUCACCUGCAUGCCCAGGCGAAGCCCUACGGAAACGUCUCCCUCUGCCAGGCAAAGUUGGAUAUUGCAUUUGGAACACACCACACGAAGAUGAUGCUGCUGCUAUAUGAAGAAGGCCUCCGGGUGGUCAUCCACACCUCCAACCUCAUCCACGCCGACUGGCACCAGAAAACCCAAGGCAUAUGGCUGAGCCCCUUGUACCCACGGAUUGUUGACGGAGCCCACACAGCUGGAGAAUCGGCAACCCACUUUAAAGCCGACCUCCUCAGCUACCUGGAGGCCUACAACGCUCCUCCUCUCAAGGAGUGGGCAGACGUCAUCCGCCAGCACGACCUCUCCGAAACGAACGUUUACCUCAUUGGAUCGACUCCAGGACGCUUCCAGGGAAGUCAGAAGGAUAAUUGGGGCCAUUUCAGGCUUCGGAAGCUGCUGAGGGAACAGGCCGCCCCCAUUCCCCAGGCGGAGUCUUGGCCGGUGGUGGGCCAGUUCUCCAGCAUUGGCUCCAUGGGCGCUGACGAGUCAAAAUGGCUGUGCUCUGAGUUCCAGGAGAGCCUGGCGAGCCUGGGCAAGGAAAGCCAGGCGCUGGGCAGGAGCGCCACCCCGCUGCACCUGAUCUAUCCUUCCGUGGAAAAUGUGAGGACCAGCUUAGAAGGCUACCCUGCCGGCGGCUCUCUUCCCUACAGCAUCCAGACAGCCGAGAAACAGGCCUGGCUCCAUUCCUAUUUUCACAAGUGGUCGGCCGAGACGUCCGGCCGCAGCCAUGCCAUGCCGCACAUCAAGACGUACAUGAGGCUCUCCCCAGACUUCCGGCAGGUCGCUUGGUUCCUUGUCACCAGCGCAAAUCUGUCCAAGGCCGCCUGGGGAGCCUUAGAGAAAAACGGUGCCCAGCUGAUGAUCCGCUCCUACGAGCUGGGGGUGCUUUUCCUGCCGUCGGCCUUCGGCCUGGACAGCUUCAAAGUGAAACAGAAAUUCUUCUCAGGGAGCCAGGAGCCAGCAGCCUCCUUUCCAGUGCCGUACGAUCUGCCUCCGGAACUGUAUGGAAACAAAGACCGCCCGUGGAUUUGGAACAUCCCUUAUGUCAAAGCGCCAGACACGCACGGGAACAUGUGGGUUCCCUCCUGAGAACCCGAAAGCUCCGGAGAUGCAUGAGAUGUGGAGCCACAACCCCGGGUCCUGUCUGCACUGGUGUGUACCCUGAGCCUGUGUCUGCGUCCCCACUAAACCCUGCAGGGUCCAGCUGCCGGAAGUGGGAGACGGCCGUACUUUCAGAGGCCAUCGUUAGCGUUCUCACGUUUUAUAAAAAAGAUAUUUUCUUAAUUCAUUUUUUAUACCUUGGAAUGAAAGUAUUAAACUGCACAGUGUCAAACAGG